Messenger RNA from Aureobasidium vineae, 369 nucleotides. NCBI's taxonomy places the organism in Eukaryota, Fungi, Ascomycota, Dothideomycetes, Dothideales, Saccotheciaceae. The record is from the annotation of a GenBank genome assembly.
AUGUCCAGCAAAACAGCAAUCUUAACCAACAAGGCACCAAAGCCUCUUCCGGGCAUCUACAGUCAAGCCAUUGUCGCCAAUGGUUUUGUCUACUGCUCAGGAGCUAUUGCUGGAGACACAACAGGCAAGAUAAUCGAUGGAGAUAUCCAAGCCCACACUAACCUCACCGCCGUGCUUGAGGAAGCGGGAACGACCAUUGACAAAGUCAUCAAGGUAAACGUGUUCUUGGCCAGUAUGGAUGACUUUGCAAAGAUGAAUGAGGUGUACAAGACUUAUUGGGGCGAUGUGAAGCCUAGCAGGACAUGUGUCGCUGUCAAGACUUUACCUUUGGGUACAGAUGUCGAGAUCGAGUGUGUUGCAGUCCUGUAA